AUGAAUGUUUCAGAAAUGGAGGAGACGCUAGUUGCUCUGAUUCCAUUAAAUGAUGAUCGUUUGAAACCAAAACGAACUUGGUUCUGGGUGCUGAUAGGAAUCGCGGUGUGUGCUGUGCUCGCUUCUGCAGCAAUCUUUAUGUUGGUCCCACGUUCCGUCGAUUUGUACAGCAGUAGGCCUGCCAUAAAUAUUAUUCAUGUGACUGAACAUAAACAGCUCCCGCCAACCAUACGUUUCCAUUUUAUGAAUUACGUGAACAUAUCAAAUGCAAACUACUAUGUUGUACAAGUUGUUAACACGUCGGCAACGAUUAUCUCUAAAUUCCAACCGUGGUCGAGCGAUGUGAUAGGCUCUGGAUUGAAUUCAACGACUGUAGCCAUAGCUCCUCUUAGCAGCCGUAACAAUUUGCUGAUGUUCAAUAACUCUGUCACGCUCACCGAUGUCGUAGCGGAAUAUUGUCAAGCACCAUUUUCGCGACUCACUUCUCUCUACGUCAACAUGCAGUUCGACAUUGUAGUCUCACUUGUAUACUUUAACCAUCGCGAGCAGGUGUCGCUAUCUACGACACAGCAGGUUUGCUGUGUCCCUUCCGGUAAUUGUACAUCUACUUGA
Cooperia oncophora is the source of this 612-nucleotide messenger RNA. NCBI's taxonomy places the organism in Eukaryota, Metazoa, Nematoda, Chromadorea, Rhabditida, Trichostrongylidae. The record is from the annotation of a GenBank genome assembly.